Molecule: messenger RNA, 3861 nt
Organism: Diplodia corticola
Lineage: Eukaryota; Fungi; Ascomycota; Dothideomycetes; Botryosphaeriales; Botryosphaeriaceae
Product: urea carboxylase
Exons: 7
Coding region: 1-3861 (1286 amino acids)
Molecular function (GO): metal ion binding; ATP binding
Source: RefSeq, a predicted model, not a curated record
AUGCUUGCCGCACAAACCCACCCACCACCCACCACCACAAGCGAGCACCGCAUCUACUGCCAUGCAGCAGCAACAACCACAAUGGAAUCCAUCAAAACCCUACUAAUCGCCAACCGCGGCGAGAUCGCCGUCCGCAUCAUCUCCACCGCCCACGCCCUCAACCUCACCACCAUCGCCCUCCACACCCCUCAAGACGCGCACUCGCCGCACGUCCGCCUCGCCACCAUCGUCGCCGCCGCCCCCAUCCCCUCCUACACCGACAUCCCCUCCAUCCUCCGCGCCGCCGCCCUGCACGACGCCGACGCCAUCAUCCCCGGCUACGGCUUCCUCGCCGAAUCCCCCGCCUUCGCCGCCGCCGUCGUCGAUGCGGGUUUCGCGUACGUCGGACCGCCCGCGGGCGUCGUCGCGGCGUUUGGCGUCAAGCAUGUCGCGCGGAGGCGGGCGGGGGAGGCGGGGGUGCCGGUCGUGCCGGGGUCGGAGGGGUGCGUGGGGGGUGUGGAGGAGGCGGUGGAGGUGGCGAGGAGGGUGGGUUUGGGGGAGGGGGCGCCGGUGAUGUUGAAGGCGACGGGCGGGGGUGGGGGGAUGGGCAUGGCGGUGUGUAGGAGUGAGGGGGAGGUGCGGGAGAGGUUUGGGGCGGUGGUGGGGAGGGCGGAGGCGCUGUUUGGGGAUGGGCGGGUGUUUGUGGAGAGGGUGGUGGAGCGGGCGCGGCACGUCGAGGUGCAGGUGUUUGGGAACGGGCGGGGCGAGGCGGUGGCGUUUGGGGAGCGCGAGUGCUCGGUGCAGCGGAGGCGGCAGAAGGUGGUGGAGGAGUGUCCAAGUCCGUUUGUCGAGGGGCGGCCGGGGCUGAGGGAGGCGCUGGUGGAGAAGGCGGUCGCGCUGGCCGAGGGCGUGGCGUAUGCUGGGGCGGGGACGGUCGAGUUCCUGGUCGAUGACCGGACGGGCGAGUUUUGGUUCCUGGAGAUGAACACGAGGUUGCAGGUGGAGCACGGCGUGACGGAGCUGUGCUAUGGUGUGGAUUUGGUCGAGUUGAUGCUGAGGCAGGCGGAUGCGGAGCGCGCGGGGAAGGGCGGGUUGGAUGGCGCGUAUCUGAAGUCGCUGCAGCCAAAGGGCGGUCCGAAUGGAGCGGCGGUCGAGGUCAGGGUGUAUGCGGAGAACCCGGUCAGAGACUUUGCUCCUGCUCCGGGCCUGCUGCAGCAUGUCGAGUGGAACGAGAUUCCGGGCACGCGCAUCGAUACCUGGGUCUUCACCGGCUCGACGAUAACUCCAGACUAUGACCCCCUCAUCGCCAAAGUGAUGCACCACGCCCCCACCCGCGCGGCCGCCAUCUCCGGCCUCCAAACCGUCCUCUCGUCGUCCAAGAUCCGCGGCCCCCCCACCAACCUCGCCUUCCUCUCCGCCAUCCUGUCCAGCCCCUCCUUCCAGUCCCGCCGCACCCUCACCACCUUCCUCGACGCCUUCCCCUUCCAGCCCGCCGCCAUCGACGUCCUCGCCGGCGGCGCCCACACGCUCGUCCAGGACCUCCCCGGCCGGCCCGCCGUCGGCAAGGGCAUCCCGCACUCGGGCCCCAUGGACCCGCUGACCUUCCAGCUCGCCAACCUGCUCGCGGGCAACGCCACCAACACCGAGGCGCUCGAAAUCACGCUCGCCGGGCCCGACCUGCGCUUCCUCGGGCCGGCCGUCGUCGCGCUGUGCGGGCCGCCCAUGGACGACGUCUCCCUGGACGGCAGGCCCUUCCCCACGUGGACGCGGGUGCGCGUGCGCGCGGGCCAGCGGCUGAGGAUCGGGAAAAUCGAGGCGGCCGGGGGCGGGUGUCGCGCGUACCUGGCCAUCCGCGGCGGCUUGCCCGGCGUGGCGAGCUACUUUGGCAGCAAGAGCACGUCGCCCGCCGUCGGGCUCGGCGGGUAUCAGGGGCGGGCGCUGGCGGCGGGGGACCUGCUGGAGAUCGCGGAGGAGACGCCGCGGGAGGAGGAGGGGGAAGAAGAAGGAGGACGGGAAGGAGGGGUUGUUAUCAGCAUCCCCGAGCGCCUGCGCCCGGCGUACACGCGCGACUGGAAGAUCAAAGCCAUGGUCGGCCCGCACGAGGAGGGGUACCUCGACCCGGCGGAUGUCGACAUGAUCUACGACACGACGUGGAAGGUCAGCCACAACGCCAGCCGCAGCGGCAUCCGCCUGGUCGGCCCGGUGCCGCGGUGGGCCCGCGAAGACGGCGGCGAGGGCGGCGCCCAUCCGAGCAACCUCGUCGAGUACGGGUACCCGAUCGGGGCCCUCAACUGGACGGGCGACGACCCGUGCAUCUUCCCCGUCGACUGCCCCAACUUCGGCGGCUUCGUCAGCUCGACGACCAUCGUGCGGGCCGAGUGGUGGAAGAUGGGCCAGCUCAAGGCCGGCGAUGCCGUGCAGUACGAGCGCGUGUCGCUGGAGGACGCGUUGGACGCGAGGGCGAGGCUGGACGGGUUCUUGAGCGCCGUCGAGACGGCGCUGAGGGGGGCGAUGGCUUGGGAGCUGGUCGAGCCGCUGGACACGCAGUCGAAGGCGCCGUCGACGCUGAAGCGCGAGUGGGGGAAGGCGGUCCUCUGGCAUAGGCCGGAACAGGGGGACCAGCCGGCAGUGACUUACAGACAGGGCGGCGACGACCACAUCCUCAUCCAAUACGGCCACGAGACCUUCGACCUCAACCACCGCUGCCGCGUCACCGCCCUCGAAUCCGCCCUCCACAGCGCCUCCACCCCAACCUGGCUAUCCGCCCACCUCACCACCACCGUCGGCUGCUGCACCUCCCUCCUCCUCACCUACAACGGCGCCGCCGUCCCGCGCACCCAGCUCCUCACACACCUCCAAUCCCUCGAAGCGACGCUCGGCUCCCUCCGCACCGCGCGCCUGCCCACCCGGCUCUUCCGGCUCCCGCUCAGCUUCACCAGCGCCGCCCAACGCGCCGCGACGGCGCGCUACGCCGAGACGCAGCGACCUUACGCGCCGUACCUGCCGUCGAACCUCGGCUUCGUCGCGCGCAACAACGGGCUGGGCGUCGACGAGCUCAAGCGCGGCCUGCUCGCGACGACGUACGUCGCCGUCGUCGUCGGCUUCUUCUGCGGCAACACCGUGUGCCUGCCCGCGGACCCGCGCGCGCGGCUCAACGCGCCCAAGCAGAAUCCGUCGCGGGUCUACACGCCCGCGGGGACCGUGUCGUGGGGCGGCAGCUGCAUGUCGCUGUAUCCGGUCGACUCGCCGGGGGGUUACCAGAUGUGCGGGGCGACGGUGCCGUGCUGGGACGCGUUGGGGUGGAGGGAGGGGUUCGAGCGCGGGAGGCCGUGGCUGUAUCGCGACUUUGACUUGCUGACGUAUUAUGAGGUGGGGGAGGAGGAGAUGGAGGGGGUGUUGAGGAGGUGGGCGGCGGGGUGUUAUGAGUGGGAGGUGGAGGAGGUGGUGUUUGAUAUGGCGGAGCAUAACGGGUUGCUGGAGGAGACGAGGGGGGAGGUGGAGGCGAUGAGGGAGAGGCAGCGGGUGGCGCAGGAGGAGAUGGUGAGGGCGGAGCGGGAGAGCUUGGCGAGGUGGAGGGAGGAGAGGAAGAGGGAGCAGGUGGAUGAGGGGACGGUGGAGGGCUUGUUGGACGAUCCUGCCAUCACUGCUAUUGAAGCGCCGGUGGAUGCCAACGUCUGGAAGGUCGAGGUCGCAGACGGCGACGUGCUCGAGGAAAACCACUUGAUCUCUAUCCUCGAAGCGAUGAAGCUGGAAAUCUCCGUUCGGUUGCCGGACGACAUGGUAACGGCGGGUAGCGCACCGGUGAGGGUGGAGAAGAUGCUGGUACGGCCGGGAGACACGGUCAAAGCGGGCGGAAAGAUAGCUCUCGUGAGGAGGGGCUAA